AUGUCCCGUUUAUUGUCAUCGCUUUCUAUUCUUUCAUUCUCUUAUUUGUUUCUCUUCUUCUUUCUUAUGCUUUCGCUUAUUUUCUUUCUUUUUAUCUUCAUUCAAUUUCUUUUUUGCUUCUCUUCAUUCGUAUCCUUUCAUUUAUCUCCUUCUCUUUCUUUUUAUUCAUUCCCUUAUUCGUUUCUCUCCUUCUUUCUUAUGCUUUCGUUUAUUUCCUUCUCUUUACUUUCGUUCAAUCCCUUUUUUAAUUUUUUUUUUCGUUCUUACGCCUUCAUUUAUCUCCUUCCCGUUUCAUUCAAUCUCUUUUUCAUUCAUUUUCAUUCUUAUGCCUUCUUUUAUCUCCGAUUUCUUUUCAUUCAUCCUCUUUUUCGUUUCUCUUCUUCACUGUUAUGCCUCUGUUCACGCCCUUCUCUUUGUCUUCAGUCUGUUUUUCGUUUCUCUUCUUUUUAUGCCUUCGUCUAUGUCCUUGUCUUUCACUUUAUUCGAUCGAUUCUUUUCUUUCUGAUGUCUCCUUUUAUCUCUUUUUCAUUCACUCUUUGUUCCUCUUCUUCCCUUCCUUUUCCUCUUCUUCUUCAAUCCUUCACACGUUACCCCGAUCAUCUUCUUUUUUCUAACCCUCAACUCCUUCAGUCUCUUGUGUCAUUCUUUUUUUGUCCGAGGAUGAUUCAAUGA
Messenger RNA from Acanthosepion pharaonis, 672 nucleotides. NCBI's taxonomy places the organism in Eukaryota, Metazoa, Mollusca, Cephalopoda, Sepiida, Sepiidae. The record is from the annotation of a GenBank genome assembly.